Orycteropus afer afer is the source of this 1209-nucleotide messenger RNA. RefSeq names its product aryl hydrocarbon receptor interacting protein (gene AIP). The record is from RefSeq and is a predicted model, not a curated record. NCBI's taxonomy places the organism in Eukaryota, Metazoa, Chordata, Mammalia, Tubulidentata, Orycteropodidae. Gene Ontology annotation, molecular function: peptidyl-prolyl cis-trans isomerase activity; protein binding.
GCGUCUGACCUCAGUCAAAAUGGCGCAGUCACGGAAGUUGCCGAAGCUCUAGAGGUUACCGAAGUAGGUCCGGAAGCGACCGAGCGAGUCCGGAAGUUGCCGAAAGAGAGCAGCGGGAAGGGAGGAUGGCGGAUAUCGUCGCAAGACUCCGGGAGGACGGGAUCCAAAAGCGUGUGAUACAAGAGGGCCAAGGAGACCUACCUGACUUUCAGGAUGGAACCAAGGCCACCUUCCACUACCGGACACUGUACGGCGAUGAGGAAGGCACCGCGCUGGAUGACAGUCGGAUGCGCGGCAAACCCAUGGAGCUCAUCAUCGGCAAGAAGUUCAAGCUGCCCGUGUGGGAGACCAUCGUGUGCACCAUGCGCCCAGGGGAGAUCGCCCAGUUCCUCUGUGACGUCAAGCACGUUGUCCUGUAUCCACUGGUGGCCAAGAGCCUGCGUAACAUCGCAGUUGGCAAGGACCCGCUGGAGGGCCAGAGGCACUGUUGCGGCAUUGCCCAGAUGCGCGAGCACGGCUCCCUGGGCCACGCCGACCUAGACGCCCUGCAGCAGCGCCCCCGGCCUCUCAUCUUUGACAUCGAGAUGCUGAAGGUGGAGAACCCUGGCACGUACCAGCAGGACCCGUGGGCCAUGACGGACGAGGAGAAGGCCAGGGCAGUGCCGGUUAUCCACCAGGAGGGCAACCAGCUGUACCGCGAGGGGCAUGUGAAGGAAGCGGCCGCCAAGUACUAUGACGCCAUCGCCUGCCUCAAGAACCUGCAGAUGAAGGAACAGCCGGGGUCCCCUGACUGGAUCCAGCUGGACCAGCAGAUCACCCCCCUGCUGCUCAAUUACUGCCAGUGCAAGUUGGUGGCCAAGGAGUACUACGAGGUACUCGACCACUGCUCCUCCAUCCUCAACAAGUACGACGACAACGUCAAGGCCUACUUCAAGCGGGGCAAGGCCCACGCGGCCGUGUGGGACGUUCGGGAGGCCCAGGCUGACUUUGCCAAGGUGCUGGAGCUGGAUCCAGGCCUGGAGCCCGUCGUGAGACGUGAGCUGCAGGCCCUGGAGGCACGGAUCCGGCAGAAGGACGAGGAGGACAAAGCCCGCUUCCGGGGCAUCUUCUCCCAUUGACAGGGUUCCUGGCCCCGCAUGCCCUGGCCAGCCCACCUCCCCCACCGCACCGCGGUUCUCUCUGUAUAAAGGCUGUAUUUAUCUCACUGUG